AUGGCAGAUACAGCAGUAGCUUCCGAAACUCCCGCUCCGGCGACUCCGGCGAAAAAACCGAAGGCCGCCGCUACUGCAGCAGGUGGUGCAAAGAAGCCCAAGGCGAAACCCACUCAUCCGAAGACUUCCGAAAUGACAAAGGGCAAGGGGGCUUCCGGUUCCUUUAAGCUUGAAUCAAAAUCGUCCGCCUCUAAGAAACCGUCGACGGGUAAGAGCAGCGGUGGCGCAAAGAGCGGCGCGUCCGCCGCUAGCUCGGUGUCGGCGAAGGUGAAGAAGAGCACCGCCGCGGGUAAGGGUAAAAAGGCAGCAUCGGCAGCGACCGCAUCAUCACCGUCUAAGGCAAAACCGUCUGCAGCUACCAAGGACAAGAAGGCGGCCGCCGCGAAAAAGAAGCCGGCAGCCGCAAGAAAAUCCGCAACCGCUGGCCAAAGCGGCGUUUCUAAGGCGAAAGGCGCCGCUUCGAAGGCGAAAAAGAGCGCCAAACCACCGACAAAGAAACCUAAGGCUCCAAAACCGAAGAAGGCGGCAACACCCAAAUCGAAGCCUUCCGCGGCGGCAUCGAAGAAGGCAGCCGCUUCUAAAAAGUAA
Messenger RNA from Parnassius mnemosyne (clouded apollo), 588 nucleotides. NCBI's taxonomy places the organism in Eukaryota, Metazoa, Arthropoda, Insecta, Lepidoptera, Papilionidae. The record is from the annotation of a GenBank genome assembly.